AUGUCACAGGAGGGCACCGCCACACAGAGCCUCAAAACCAAGAGAUCUGCAGACCGAGCGAUCAGAUGCCUCCGCCGUGAUGGAGCGCUGGCGUGGCCCUUUUGCAGUGCCAGCCGCGUGCCCAGGUCGGGGUCAGAUCCGAGGCGCCAGCCGAGUGAGCCCACGUCCGAUGUAUCGGACGGUGGCUCCCCUGACGGUCUUGGCGGGCUGGGCAGGGCGAGGGGUUCGAUGGCCUGGGCCUUGGAGACUCCGAAAAACAAGGAGGAAGAUGCGUUCCAGGACGGCCCAGUUACGCUUCACUUCUUCUCGGAUGCCAACUUCCAGCCACUGCGCGACCACUUCGUGGGGUCAGUGGUGGAUGAUCGCAUAGAACUGCGGGAGACUUUUGUCGAGGACCUGUGUGUCAUCAAGCGCCGCACGGCGGGUGGCGUCCCAAUCUACAAGUUCAAAACGAAGCUUCUGCUGGACGCUCUGGAGCAUGCAGCCCCCGAGGAAGUACUGCUCAUCUCAGAUGUCGACAUCCAGUUUUUUGGUGAGGUCCUUCCGCUUGUCCGGGAGGGUAUUGCCGGACGAGACAUGUGCCUCCAACGAGAGUUCACCAAGCUGGGCGUGAACAUCGGCUUUAUGGCUAUCAGACGGACUGCGGCUAGCAUGAGGUUUUGGCAGUCGGUUUGGGAUGAGCUUCCAAGCGGGCGCCAUGACCAGCGCAUCGUCAACAACCUGCUGUACACUUCGCAAGUGCCCGGCAUAAGAUGGGGAUGCUUUCCUCCUGCAAUCUGGGCUUCUUCUCAGGCCUUUGACAGCGAGUGCGUGCCCGAGCAGAUCCUUCUCCAUCAUGCAAACUGGGUCGUUCGCGACUACCACGCGAACCCCGAAAGUGCGGACGCAUCCAACCCGCAGGCGAAGCUGCAGCAGCUGCUUGAGCUUCGCGCGGCUGUGCAGGGAGACGCCGAGAGGAAGCUGGAGUUCUUCCGUGGCAUCUCCUCAGAUCCCGACCUGGCAGACUACCACCAGAGGACCGUUGGUGACUUGAGAUAUGGGCCAGAGUGGACCACACUGCCGGCCGGCCAUCCCACACGACGCGGCGGCUCUCGGAGAGAAGUGGCCAUGAGGCAGCAGGCGAAGGAGUAA
Symbiodinium natans is the source of this 1131-nucleotide messenger RNA. NCBI's taxonomy places the organism in Eukaryota, Dinophyceae, Suessiales, Symbiodiniaceae. The record is from the annotation of a GenBank genome assembly.